Molecule: messenger RNA, 17138 nt
Organism: Gordionus sp. m RMFG-2023
Lineage: Eukaryota; Metazoa; Nematomorpha; Gordioida; Chordodea; Parachordodidae
Product: ryanodine receptor-like
Exons: 105
Coding region: 120-16961 (5613 amino acids)
Biological process (GO): intracellular calcium ion homeostasis; release of sequestered calcium ion into cytosol by sarcoplasmic reticulum; striated muscle contraction
Cellular component (GO): sarcoplasmic reticulum membrane; sarcolemma; calcium channel complex
Molecular function (GO): ryanodine-sensitive calcium-release channel activity; protein binding
Source: RefSeq, a predicted model, not a curated record
ACAUUAGAAAAAAUAAAAUAAAAAAUAUCAUUAAAUCUCGGGAGAAGCUGUUAAUAAUCCUUCGCGUUUCCUAUUUUUUAUAGCGCUCUCAAAAAAAAAGACAAAAAAUAAUUUUACAAAUGGAGAAUAUCAGUGAAAACCUGGGGUCGGAAACGGAAGAUGUCUCAUUCUUAAGAACGAAUGAUAUGGUUACGCUAUGCUGUAUUCAAGUUUCAAACACUGGACAAAACGAGAGGCUAUGUCUAGCGGCCGAGGGUUUUGGGAAUAGAAAUUGUUACCUAGAAAAUUUAGGAGACAAAUCAAAGCCUGUGGAUAUGUCGGUAUGCGCUUUCACCAUUGAACAGGCCUUGUCCGUCAGGGCCUUACAAGAGCUUCUGUCUUCUAAGGAAGAAAUAGAUAAAACGGGAUCUCAAGCCCACCGGACCCUGUUAUACGGUCACGCCGUUUUGUUAAAGCAUUCCCACAGCAAAAUGUAUUUAUCAUGCCUCUCCUCAACAUCUUCAAUGGAUAAGUUAGCCUUUGACGUCGGUCUUAAAGACAAAUCCAGAUGUACAGGAGAAUCUAGUUGGUGGACUGUUCACCCAGCUUCCAAGCAAAGAUCUGAAGGCGAAAAGGUCAGAAUUGGAGACGAUCUCAUUUUAAUAAGUGUUUCGUCCGAACGUUAUCUGCAUACCGUUAAAAAUAAAAGAGAGGACUCUCAAGUUAUCGCAUCGUUCUCCCAAACGAUAUGGAGCAUUGGGCCCUACUCGAGCGGCAAUAUACGCAACAAAUACGUGGGUUAUGUAUUCGGUGGACAGGUUUUGCGUGUGUUCCAUGGCCAAGAUGAAUGCCUAACGGUAUCUAAUUCAAAUGACUCCCAAUUGGAUAAUGGCAUUCGCCGAAAUUCUCGGCUUUCCAAAAAUCUGGAUUCUAAUUCUGACUCCGCCAGAAAUUCAUCAUCUUAUGCGUACUCUCCCUCCUCUCAAGCCAAUUCUACGUUUGCCGCCUUUCAUAAUACCAGCAGUCUUGGUAAUUUUAGCAAUUUUGGCAACUCGCUCAAGGUCAACCCUAUUAGCUCUAUUAAUAAAGCAUCCGCCCCGAUUGAACAAGUUAAAUGCGUUAUGUACGAGUCCGGCGAAGCUUGCCAUCAAGCUCGUUCUCUCUGGCAAUUGGAAUAUCUCAAGACGAAAUAUAACGGGGGUCUAAUGGGUUGGGCAUCACCACUUAGACUAAAACACUUGACCUCUGGCGAUUAUUUAGCUUUAUUACCAGCGAAUAUGAAUAGGGGUGACGCUAUAUUGAUUGGUGGAGAAUUUGAAAAAGAUUUUAAAGGUAGUAAGACUGAACCUCCCAAAGAAUGGAAUCUUAGUCUAGUGCCAAAAGUAUCUGCUAGCCACAAAUACACCCUGUUUUGCUUGAGACCAGCCAAGGAUGACAAAAAGGUCACCAAUUUGGACGAGGACAAAGAGGAAGAGUCAAUGGGAACACCUGUUAUCAAAUAUGGUGAUGUUAUGGUUUUCAUUCAACACGUGCACACCGGUCUCUGGUUAUCUUAUGAAAUUUACGAAACCAAGAAAAAGGGUAUCGGAAGAGUGGAAGAGAAAAAGGCCGUGAUGCUGGAGGAAGGCCAUAUGGAUGAUGGAUUCACUUUCACGAUGGCACUGGAAGAAGAAGCCAGAUCGGCACGCGUUAUAAGGAAAAGCACUUCUAUAUUCGAAAAAUUUCUAAAUGAUAUUUACCUAUUGGUCUUCAGCCAAAAAUCGAUAAAUUUAAAUUUGAACGAAAUGCAAAAAUUUUGGGACGAUUUAAUUGAUUAUUUUGCUACCCCUUCCGAUGAUUUAGAUAACGAAAAACGACAAAUUAGGUUAAAAGCUCUCAAAAAUAGGCAAGAUCUUUUUCAAGAGGAAGGUAUAAUUUCGGUGGUGCUCGAGGCUAUAGACAGAUUUAGUUCUCACGAUGUUAAAAACAGGAUAAUAAGCUUAAUGGACGAAAGGGAGGCGGAAAGAAUCGAUUAUAUAUCAAACCAGCUGUACACACUUUUAGCGGCGAUAAUAAGAGGUAACAGAGCCAACUGCGCCCAAUUCGCUCAGGGCAAUAGGUUGAAUUGGCUGUUCGAUCAACUAGAAAAUCAACAGGCGUCUAAAGGGGCUUUGGAUGUUCUCCAAUACAUAUUGGUGGAUAGCCCAGAAGUUUUGAAUAUGAUAACGGUGGAUCAUAUCAAAGUAAUCAUAUCGAUGCUCUACAAACAAGGCAGGGAUCCUAAAAUAUUGAAUGUCCUGUGCUCUCUAUGCGUAGGUAACGGCAUAGCAGUCAGAAAUAAUCAGCGCUUGAUAUAUGAUCAUUUGAUUCCUCCAAAAAACAUAUUGCUGCAAACUAAAUUGAUUCAUUACGUUGUAAGCAUGAGAGCUAAUAUAGAAGUAGGAGUGAUUCCAAAUUGUUCUAUGUACACCAGAUGGUAUUACGAAGUAUUGAUAGAUCAUGUUCCAUCUGAAUUCGAUACUCUAAGCCCAGAUUCAGCUUACGAAGAAGAUGAAGGAGAUGAAGAAAUUUUGGACGGUAACCAUUUGAGAAUAGGCUGGGGUAACAAUUCAUUCCCAUCGUUAUUCCCUGGUUCUGGACCCAAUUGGGGCUCACCAGGGGUAGGUGGAGAUUAUUUUUCUUACGGAUUUGAUGGAAAUCAUCUAUGGACCGGAGGUCAAAAAUACAAUCUCAAUAAAUCCCAAACGGUUGAUCCUGGAUUCAAAGCUGGAUCCUUAAAGAAAGGAGAUAUUGUUGGUUGCUUGCUAGAUUUAACGGUUCCGCACAUAAAAUUCACUGUAAAUGGGCAAAAGGUGAUGGGAGAAUUUAGAAACUUCGCAUUCUCUCAAGGCAUGUUUUUCCCUAUGGUUAGUCUCACAUCCAAGAUUAGCGCGAGAUUCAUGUUUGGGGACGAUCAAGGGAAACUAAAGCAUGGACCACCUCCCCUGUAUGCCUCACUCUCCGAAUGCAGAUCCUGGGGUGAUAAGAUAAAAAUUGUUCCAAUCCAUGACUUUGGAAACAUUAAAAAGGGAUUAUUUAACGGACCUUACCCUAGGAACAUGUGCGAUAAACCAUUUGUGCCCAACAUAAUUCCUAUAGCUAAAAUAAUAUUUCCAGUACAAUUAGAGGAUAUCAAGAAAAAACUAGCCGAAAAUCUUCACGAAUUAUGGGCAAAAAGUAAGAUAGAACAGGCGUGGAUAUACGGGACCGAAAGGAGUGACUCGCAGAAAACGCAUCCUUAUUUGAUAUCUUAUGAAAAUUUACCUGCCAUCGAAAAAACUUACGAUUUACAACAAGCGCUUGAUACUUUCAAGUACAUAAUGGCUCUUGGAUACAACAUAAUAUUGAAGAAUCCCAACACCAAAAUUAAAAUACAAAGACUACCUAUCAAUUAUCAGAUGUCAAAUUCUUUCAAGCCAGCACCGCUAGAUUUGACUGGGAUUCCAGAUAACCCCAUAAUAGAUAAUUUAACUCUGGCCCUAGCCGAAAACUUGCAUAAUAUAUGGGCCCAAGACAGAAUAUCAAAUGGUUGGAGUUACGGACCUUACAUAGAUGACAAAUUGAAGAGGACCCCAUUUUUACUGGCAUAUAAACACAUCCCAAAAUUUAUCAAACAAGCAAACGAAGAAAUCGCUCAAGAAUCGAUUAAAACCAUAAUUGCUUAUGGCGGUAGCAUAGAAAUUCCUCCAGAGGGCAAGGAAAAAAAUAUAUUCAUGAACACCAAUUCCACCAAAAACUUUGAAUACCGUACCUUUAGAGCCGAAAAAACCUAUGCGGUCGCUCAUGGCAAAUGGUAUUACGAGAUUGAGGUUCUCAGUAAAAACACUACCAAUCCUGAUGCGGGACCUUACGUUAAAUGCGGAUGGGCCUCCCCGAAUUGCUCUCAUUUGAAACCUCUGGGCAUGGAUGAACUUUCUUACAUCCUAGAUUGUCACACAGGUCAUAAAUGGCACGACGGAUCGGGGGAAUCUUUUAAUAGCGGGAAGGUGUGGAGGGCAGACGAUGUGAUCGGGUGUUUAGUUGAUUUACACGAUCUGAAUGUAGUUUUUACGGUCAACGGUGAACCGAUAUCUGAUCUAGCUACCAACGGCAAUGAACUGGCAUUCGAAUCCAUCAAUCCUACCAUGGAAGGCGGUUAUAUCCCGGUCUUCAGCCUAGGAGUUGAUCAACGAGUCAAGCUCAAUUUCGGAAACGAUGUUAGAACCUUAAAAUAUUUUACCAAUUACGGGCUCAAAGAAGGCUACGAACCAUUUGGAGUUAACAUGAGUCGAAACAUACCUUAUUGGGUUGAAAGACCGAUUGGCGUUUUUGAAAAUGUGCGUAACGCUAAAGAAGAAAAUAUCGUGAUCACAAAAAUACCCUCGAGCGGCGAUGUACCACCUUCAUUUAAAAUUACGGCUAAACCGCAAAGCAAGGUUUGCAUGAAUUAUAUCCGUUUAAAUCUGCCCAUUGUUAUAGGACAACCUCACCCUAUUAAGCGGAGAUUUUCGAGUAGAAACUCUCAUAAACCUUCUUUCCAGUUCGAGAGUGAAGGCGAUGAUUCCAAAUCUAGCCCUUCAAAAGAAACUAAUUCCAGAAAUUCUACAGGUAACUUGAAUGAAACAUAUGUAGAGCCCGAUACAAUUAGAAAAAAUAAAUUUGACUCAAAAAGGGAUGAAUUGAUAUCUACCGAGGAUGAUACUCAAUCUCAAGAUACUGUCGAAAAAGGGUUUACAGAAGAUGACUCCAGAUCAGAUUUACCGACGAUAAAUAUCGAAGAUAUGGGAGAUAUUAGCAAUAGUCCUGAUCAAACUAUUCUUUCUCAAAUAUCAAGUAUUAAUGCCGAUAUAGAAGAUUCACAUAUUCAUUCUAAUACGGAUCCUCAGGAGGGUGCUUCUAGUGAAACUGCAGAUUUUACUUCCGAUUCUUUACCCUCAUCUAGCGCAACAGAACAACAAUCUCAUUAUUACGACUUUAAUAAGAAUUCUAACAAUAGCAACGAAACUGUUGCUCAGAAAGGAACUAACAACAAAAAAAACAGGGAUAAAAGUGAAUCAGCCCCACCUGACAAAAAGAAGGAUAAAGAUAAGAAGAAAGAUGGCGGUAAGACAAGAAGUAAAAGCAAAGAGAGCAAAGCGAGCAAAGAUAGUAAAGACGAUUUACGAGCAAUCAAAAUAAGUAAACUCAAUAAAGAUGCUAAAGUUAGUGAUGUUAAGGGUGGCGAAAUUACCACAAGUAAGCCGAAAAGUUCGCGGUUUGUGGCAGCGGAUAGUAUCGACGUGGCAGAACUCGAUUCGUCUACCGAGCCUAGACUCGAUACGAAUGCAAAAGAAACUUCGUCUAAAAGAAGUCAAUCUACAUCACCCGGCUCAAGAACAAAAAGUUUUACCGAUGCUAUGGAUCAUAAAAUAAUAGUUCAAAAUGAAAAAGCUAGUAGUCCAAAUCCAAAAAAGAGUGUUGUGAAUUACCCCGUGAAAAAAUCUUUGGAAAUCUUAAAUACUAACACAGUACCCGAAGGCCAUGAUGGAUUUUUGAUGAAGACAUUUAGAAAAAGUUUCAGAGGAGCUAAGAAGCGGGUCGGAGAAAUGGCUGAAAAAAUAUCUGCAGUCGUUCCGGAUGUCAGCGAUUCUGGUUAUGCCAAAGGCUACAGGAAGAAAAUCAGCUUAAAGAUCGAUAUUCCCAAUACUGCGAAUGCUGAAGAAGAGGAUCAAAAUGGCGGAGACGAAGAAGGUUCAAAAAUGAAUGGUCAACAAAUCGUUAAAAAUACAGUCGAACCUGAUAUUUCUUCCAAUUAUCAAUUUUCAAAUUCAAUCGGCCCAAGAAAUGAGGUUAUCAAAUGGAAAGAGCUCGAGGAUUUUUACUUCGGUGUCAGAAUAUAUUCCGGUCAAAACUUUAAAAGCAUAUACGUCGGCUGGAUCACGCCACUGUUCAAUCAUUAUUACGAAAAUUUCAAUUUCGAUAAAAUACGUUACACCGAGAUAAGGAUUUCAGGGACCGGUCCCAGAUCCAUUAAUGAAACAUAUUACAAUCGUGACUGCGUCCUAAUAAACGUAGCCAAUUUGCAGAAACAUAUCGAGCAGGAGGUCAAAAUAUCAACGAGUGUUUUGGUGGGGUGUUAUAUAAAUCCUACAAAAGGGAAGCUGAGAUUUACUUUGAAUGGCAAAGAUUCCGAUCAUACAUCUUUUAAAGUCGACUUGGGUCUCAAACUCUACCCCGCAGUUUUUUUCGAAACUUCUUCCACGAGUAACAAAGAAAUCCUAAAAAUUGAGCUAGGAGGCACGAAUGAUGGCUUACCCUUGUCUUCUUUCUACUUUAACAAGAUUCUUAAUGUAACGAAGGAAAAUAAUAAUGAUAAUAACACUAUAUAUUCUGCCCAAUGUCCACCUAGGCUAAACUGUCAAAUCUUGAACCCAAAAUCCCUAACUAGGGUUAGCGAAAAUUUUACUAAGGUUCACUGUUUAAAGCUUUCCAAUAGUAAAGGUUGGAGCAUGCUAGCUGAUGACAGCGAUAAAAAUUGGAUGGCCAUAAAAAUUCCUGAGGAAAACAGAUGUUUAGAUAUAUUGGAACUCAAUGAAUACCCUGAACUGUUGGAUUUUCAUUAUAACACCAUGAAAUUAUUUUGCGCGCUUUGCUCCCAUGGUAAUACUAUAGUAUCGCAUAUGCUUUGUCAAGAGCUCAUAGAUCAACGCCAAUUCAUAUUUUGCCUACAAUCUAUGUUCAUGCCGGGUUCUUUAAGAAAUAUGUUCACCGACUUGAUGAUAGCCAUGUUCAUAGAACCUAUAUCGAAAAGUUUCGAAUUAACCAAAGAUGAAUAUAUUAUUCCUUUGACCAAAAAUAUUCUAUCUUUUAAAAUGUUCAAGUCGCCUGACGAACAAGAUUGGUUUGAAUAUUUUUUGAAAUCCAAGAUAUCCAUCUCAUUCAAGCCUAAAUACCCUUCCACCACAAAUAUUCAGAAUAACAAAGUGAAAGAUUUAUCUGCUGUCAAUGAGAUGGAUCCUCCGCCGUUUCCGCUUUUAGACUUAAAGAAAUACGCAUUAUCAUUUUUAAAAGAUUCUCUUUUGAAAGGUUUAAGUCUCUGUAGAGAUCCUAUCGGAGGAAAUUAUACUACUUUAUAUGGCCCUUUGUUAAAGGUUUGUAACAAACUGAUAUUGAUGGGUUAUAUCAGUACGGAGGAUAUGUUGAUGUUACUUACUAUAUUGGAUCCCAAGGAAAUAGAAGGAGCACCACUAGAAUAUAAAACUGGAGGAUUAAUUGAUCUGAAUUUAGACGAGAGUGUUAAGUUAGAGAUAUGCCUCCUGUUGAAAAAUAUUUGCGACCUAAGGCUUCGCUUUAAGAUAGAAUCGAUAAUUGGAUUUUCUGAGGAAUUCUGCCGUAACCUGCAGAGAGAUCAAAUGUACCGUUACCAUGAAAUCAAAAAUUCCGAUCUGCCAGCUCCUCUGGCAGCUAAGAUGACUAAAGAAUUUAGAUGUCCACCCAUAACUCAGAUGCAAUCUCUGUUGUCUUUCAAAAAGGAUAAGGGUAAUAUAUCUAGUGACAUUCUUGACGAAGCGGCAAAUGAUGAUAAUUGUCACCUGAGACAGGAGCAAAGACUGGAGCUCAUAACUUUCUACGAGUCUUUGCUAAAAUCAUUCAAUAUGACAGAGGGACUAAAUCUCGAUGGUAUUAAAGAUCAAGAGUCCGUGCCUUUAGUUGAGAGGAUAGUCACAUAUUGCGUCGAAAAAUUGAGCCACCAGAAUACGGAAGAUAAAAAUGCUCAAUCAUUAACGGGCGAAUUAACUUACGACACUCUUUGCGACCUGAUAAUCAAAAUUAUGAUUAAAUGGGCUAAGGAGAGCCAUAUCAGCGACCCGAACUUGGUCCGAGAAAUAUUCGCUUUACUAUACCGACAAUAUAACCAACACCAAGAAGUGUACAAAGCUUUGCAAAAAACAUACACAAUCAAGGGUACCAGUAGUUCUGAUUUCAAGAGUUUUCUUAACAUGCUUGUUAAAAUACGAUCUCUGCUAAAUGUUCAAAUGGAUAUUUCGGAAGAGAAAAUUAUGUUUAAAGGGCUCUGGGAAUUAGCUAAUAACAAAAUUUUCUUUCAACAUCCAAAUUUGAUUCGUCUUCUGGGAGUCCACGAAAAUGUGAUAGAAGUCAUGAUAAAUACCCUUAGCAAAAUGUCAGGAAUCGUUAAUUUAGCCGACGAUAACAUAAGAGAUUCGAAUUGCCAAAUUAUAACGGCCUGCUGUAGAUUUUUGUGCUUCUUUUGCAGAACGGGUGCUAAAAACCAACAAGCUAUGUUCGAACAUUUAAGCUAUAUGUUGGACCAUGCCACUAUGCUUCUAGACAAGCCAUCUCUCCGAGGAUCGACCCCUUUGGACGUAGCGUAUUCAUCUUUUUUGGAGAACACGGAACUAUGUUUAGCUUUAAAUGAAAGUCAUUUGGAAAAAGUUAUUCUUUAUUUAGCCAGAUGUGGAGUCCAAAGCAACUCAAAAUUGGCCGGGAGAGGUUACCCAGAUAUAGGCUGGGAUCCUGUCGAGGGAGAAAGAUUUUUAGAUUUUCUGAAAUACAGUGUGUGGGUUAACGGCGAAAGUUUGGAGGAAAAUGCUAAUUUAAUCAUUAGAUUGUUGAUAAGAAAGCCGGAAAGCUUGGGACCUGCCCUAAGAGGACAAAGCGGGGGCUUGCUGAAGGCCAUGAAAUCAGCAAUUAAAUUUUCAUACGAAACUUCUCCCAUCUACUAUGACCCGAACGAUGAAGAUUCCAUAGAUUUGGGAAAAUCGAUCUUAACAUUUUAUUCCGUUUUGAUAGAAUUAUUGGGAAAAUGUGCCAUAGGGGACUCUGGCAACAUAGAUACCACCACCUCCGAAAAGAUAACUAAUAGUAACUUAAAGGCAGAAUCCCUAAGAGCUAGAGCUAUACUCAGAAGCCUGGUUGCACUCAACGAUUUGAAGGGCAUAUUGAGCCUGAGAUUUAGGCUACCUAGUUUUUAUUCUAAUCUCACCUUCGAUUCAGAUAACGUUGGAGGUGAAAAAGCAAAUGAGCAUCCCAUGCCACCUGGUCUAACUCCCGACCACAAGGCUUCUAUAGUUUUGUUCCUGGAACGAGUCUAUGGAGUCCCCGAUCAAGAGACACUAUUCCAUAUCAUGGAAAACGGAUUUUUAUUGGAUAUGCGACAAGCAAUCAUUUUGGAUUCAGAAAACGCAUCCGAAUGCGAUUUAGCAUUAGCUCUUAACCGAUACCUAUGCAACGUUGUUUUUACUUUUUUGGUCAGAAACAGUGAACAUUUAUACAAUGCAGAACCUCAUUCAGCUCUUAUGAAUACCAUUCUUUUGACGACCUACAGAUAUUCACUUUGUCAUUCUCUCACCAAGAAUCAAAGGAAUUCUAUAUCCGAAUUUUUGCUUUGUUUUGUCAAAGCCUUGCCACCCAAAAUGUUAUAUCCAUUACUCAAGAAAUGUUCGAUCGAUAUGCAAAUUUUGAACGAAUUUUCAUUCGUUCCUUUGAGAGUCCUAACCUGGUUUUACCGGAAUAACAGGGCAUAUUAUUUCGCCGCAUCUGAUUCAGCAUCCAGUUAUUCCACUUCUUUUAACACUGAAACCACAGCUCAAUACGCCAGCGGUAGCGAGACUAAAAUUGCCACCAUUUUAUUUUACGUGUUAUUUGAUGCCCUGGCCCAACAAGAAUACAACCACGACCUAUUCAAGAUAGCUUUACCAUGUCUAAUAGCUAUAGCUUCGGCUCUGCCCCCCGAUUACUCCGUUGGAACAUAUUUCAAUAAAGAAUUGGAAAAGAUACAUAGAGAGCUACCUCAAAAUACUCAUUAUUCUUCUAAUCCGGUUGACGUUUCUGAGUCACAGGACCUGAGUGAUUACGAGUUUGUGAUACAAAAAUUUGCCGAACAUUAUCACAACUCAUGGGCUAGUAGAAAGUUUGAAAAGGGAUGGUCAUAUAAUCACAACAAAAAUGACGAGGAAAAAGGUCACCCAAGGCUAAAAUCGUUUGAAAAAUUAUCGGAUUACGAAAGAAAGAUGUAUACCGAGCCCAUCAGGAACUAUAUCAAAACUUUGAUAGCUCAGGGAUGGAAGUUGGAUAAGAUUCAAAAUCCUGAUAACGCUAUAACCACAUUUAAUCUUCUGAGCAGGAGGAGAUCAUCUAAAGCUCAGGAAUCAGACCCUUAUUACUUUAAUCCUAAGAUGGUGGAUAUGUCUAACAUGACUCUUUCCAGCGAUAUAGAGGAUGGCGCCAAUAAUUUGGCCGAAAAUGCUCAUGAAGCCUGGGCUUAUUCCUUCGAAAAUGACAUGCAGAAUAAACGCGUUCAUUGUUCGGUGUCUUAUGUUCCAUACGAUUUACUCACUGAAAAAGAAAAAAGGAAAGAAUAUUAUAGAGUAACAGAAUUCCUGAAAUACUUGCAACUAUCGGGAUAUAAGAUAAGCAAUUUUAAUCAAGAGAAAGAACAAAAUAAAAUUUACAUGGGAAGCUCGGGCAUACAAAACCUAUUUUCUUGGAACCUUUUAGACAAAUGUUUAACCUACAUGGACAACGCUAUUAAGACUAUAGUUCCUAUAAACGCUUCCCAAAGAUUCUCGAGGAAUCGGGCUUACCGCACUACAACUAAGGAUGUUAAAUUCUUUUUUGAAGUCGUUUUGCCUUUAGCUAAAGCAUAUUUUCAAGCCCAUCAAGCCUAUUUUAUCUCAAAAUUGGAUAGUAGCAAUUACCUGUCUUCUAAUAACGACAAAGAAAUACUUUGCAAAUUCAUGUGUAAAUUAGCAGCCUUUGUCAGGGAUAAAUAUUUUGCAUUCGGACCGCACAUUCCAUUAGCCGUUACCUGCUUGCAAGCUAUAAUAAACGCGAUUGAUUUUGGGUCAAUAUGCAAACUAUUCCCCGACCUUUUGAGGACAUCUUUGACCCCCUUUUUCCAAAAUAGUGCUAGCGAUCUAGGGGAAUUGGUCAAUAAUUUAACUAUCCCUCAGUUUUCGGAUCUCAAAAUAAAUUUCGGAAAAGGCAACAGUACCUUAUAUUACGUUCAAGGAGUCUUAUAUCCUAUACUCACAACCUUAUUCAAUCAUUUCUACCUUAAAGACUAUGGCAAAGAUAUUCUAAUCGAUGAUAUUCAAAUCCUCGCUUAUAAAAUACUGGUUGCGUUCUAUACCCUAAGCAAAAUUUCGGUCGACUUUCACGAUUAUCCUAGUUUGAAUUUGGAAAUGAACAACCAUAGACCCAAUAUCGGUAUAUGCCUGGCCACGUUCUCCAAUUGUUUUCCUGUAGCAUUCUUGGAACCGACGCUUAAUAAAAAUAAUAGGUAUUCUGUCGUUGGAAGGUUACAAGAACAUUCAUAUGAAGAGCAAGAUAUUUUAAACAAACUUUCAACUCACGUUCCGACGUUGGAAAACUUAUUUCAAGAAUUGGCAGAUUUUAUGGAAAAGGGAGCCAAUUACGAAGAUUCGCCUGAUAUGGUAGAUGUCUUAAUACCCAUGCUUUGCAGCUACAUGUCUACCUGGUGGAAUUAUAAGAAAAAUCAUAGAAAUCAACACGAAAACACGACAAUGUUAAACAUAGAUGACAUCAAUAAUUUGACGCUAACAAUAUUCGGCAUAAUUGACAAAAAUAUAGGCAGAGACACAUCUUCGUGGAUGCCCAAGAUAUCGGGUUACGCAAAUCUAAUAGUGAGUUAUACAACCAAAAAUCUUUCCAGAACCUAUUUAAUCAACAUUAUGACGAAACUUAGGGAUCACGCUGAAUUGUUGGGCGGAAUAGAGGGGAGACUUAAAUACGAAUCAGCUGAUCAAGAAGAAAUGACCGAAUACGAAAUGUCUAUUCAGGAGGACUACAUGUUACUGAUUCGGGAUAUAUACACUGUCUACGUCUUGUUGAUCACCUAUAUAGAUAUGUAUAGAACUAAGUGGUUGAGGGAAGAUGAUACGGAUGCUGGUAAACUUUUUGUUUUGAUAGCCCAAAUCUUCAAAUUGUGGAUCGUUUCUCAAAAUUUUAGACGGUACGAACAAAACUUUUUGAUGAAAAUCAACGCUAAUAAGGCAAUUAAGCUCUCUAAGACGAGCGGAAAUGCUCUACCCGAUACCACGACAAACAAAUCGCGGAACAUUAAAAAAUAUGAAAUCCACCAUUCGGAUAGCCUAGUUAUAACGUCGUUGAAAAGAAUUAUACCCGUCGGUUUAAACGCUUUCGAUGGAAAGGAACAAGAAUUGAUUCAAAAUUCGAAAGAAAAGCUACUUCAAGGAAAUUCAGAAGAAAAUGUCAUGGAAUGGAUUAAACAACAGAUCGAAAAUAACCAAAAAACGAUUAUGAAUUCUAAUAGUCACAAAGUGAACAUGGGCCUUAAUUGGCAAACCGUUUUGUACAAUGAGAUAGGUAAAGCUAGUCGAGUAGACGAAGACGAUAGUGAUUUGUCCAGCAUUGAGAAGGCGACUAAAAUUUACGAGAUUGCGUACGUUAUUUACCAACUUCACAAGGUUGAACAUCCACCUCCUACAAUAAAGCAUUCUUGGCAGAGUUUAUUAUCUUCCCCAAGGAAAAAAGCGGUGGUAGCUUGUUUCAGAAUGAUAGCACUGCAUUCAUUGCCUCGACAUAAAGUAAUCAAUAUAUUCUUGCUCGUAUUUAACAAAAUAUGGUUGUCCAAUGUGGAUCCACACGAAGAAAAGUUGAUUCAAGAUUUACAAUGCAUUAGAUUCGUGAAAAAGCAAGAUACCAUGAGUUCCGAUAAUGCCACAUCUAACGCUUCCACAUCUACCAGUGUCAAUAGAAUCGAGGAAGAGCACAUGAUUAAUUUUUUCCGUACGGAGCCACUCUUAUUAUUACCCAAGGGUAAUGUGCCAACUCCUGAUCAAUCAUCUCACAUGAGACCAGCAAGUAGUGAAUCUCUAGUAGUAGCAACUAUCCCAGCAUCUGGGGGAACGACUCUUAAUCAAAUAGAUGAAACAGUGCUACAAUUGCUAGCUACCCACUGUGAUAAAGUUGAAUUCAACGCGUUGACUCAUCUUGUGAGAUACUUUUACGAGAGCGCAACUUCCAGAAACUCAACUGAUUUUGCCUCCGCAUCUACUACCACAGUUGGAGCAGAGCAGGGUCUUAAUAAAAAUGUUCAAACCAGUUUAGGUGGUCACGACUUAUACCUGUCUUACUGCGUACUAAUGUCUAAGAGUUGCGGAGGACCUUCAGAUGAUCAAGAAGAGGAUAGCGACAAAGAGGCUAAGAAAGAGAAUAUUCUCAAACCUCCAAAUUCAGGACUUCUGGAUAACGAAGAUGAAGAUAAAGAUGAUCAAGAAAUCAGUGUGACUGCAAAAGAGCCUAAUGGAAACACUGUUGUCGAUGAAGUUGAAGAGGAAACAACAACCAGUUAUCAAGAUCAAGAGGCGGAAAGAUUGAGACUUUUGUCCGAACAACUUUUGUUAGCUAAAUGUGGUCUAUCCGAGAUGAUACUUUUAUACAUAGGAGCCUCCAAAUGUAGUUCGGAGAUUAUUAUGAAGAGGACUCUAGAGUUAGGUAUUUCUAUAUUGAAGGGUGGAAAUACAGAUAUUCAAAGGCGGAUGCUUAAGUAUCUUCAAGAAAAGAAGGACGUUGAUUUUUUUACUUCAACAUCAAGCUUGAUAUCGCGUUCUACAGUAUUGGAUCUGGAAGGAUUUGAAAGGAAUAUCAAGGCGGAGUCAUUGGGAGUCGACCUAUCAGACUCUAUAGCGGGCAAAAAUAUGGAAGAUUAUGAAUUAACCAGAGCGCUCUUUAGAUUUUUGCAGUUGUUAUGUGAAGGCCAUAAUUUAAACUUUCAAAACUAUCUGAGAACUCAGAUCGGAAACACAACCACAGUGAAUAUAGUUGUGUGCACGGUAGAUUAUUUACUGAGGCUUCAGGAAUCUAUAAUGGACUUUUAUUGGCACUACUCCGGAAAAUCUUCCAUCGACAAACUCGGUGUAAUGCUAUUUACUAGGGGCAUCGAGGUAUCCAAACAAGUAUUUAACACGUUGACAGAAAUGAUACAGGGGCCCUGUCUGUAUAACCAAUUGGCUUUAGCUCAUAGCAGGUUGUGGGAUGCUAUAUCUGGCUAUUUUUUCCUAUUCACGAAUAUGCAAAACAAACUUUCCAAAGAUGUGGACCAAAUGGAAUUGCUGACUGAAUUUUUGGAGCUUCAAAAAGAUAUGAUAAUCAUGAUGUUAUCCAUAUUAGAAGGCAACAUUAUGAAUGGAACCAUAGGCAAACAAAUGGUAGAUACGUUGAUGGAAUCGUCUUCUAACAUCGAGAUGAUACUAAAAUAUUUCGAUAUGUUUUUAAAAUUGUCAAACACAAUUCAAAGCCCUUUGUUCUUAGACUAUGACCCACAUAAAACUGGCACAAUAUUUCCCAAGGAUUUCAAAAGAAUAUUAGAUGUUCAAAAAACCUAUUCUCAAGAGGAAAUAGAUUUCUUAAUAAAAUCCUGCGGAACAAAUAAAGAUGGGAAAAUGUGCUAUUCCGCUUUCAACGCGAGGUUCGAGGACCCAUCAAAGGAUAUAGGCUUUAAUUUGGCCGUCUUACUGACCAAUUUACAAGAGCACGUUAUAAAUGAACCCAGAUUCACCAAAUUUCUAGUUAACGCUGAAAGUUUUCUGAAACAUUUCGAACCCUUCUUGGGACGCAUAGAGAUAAUGGGUAGCAGCAAUAGAAUCGAAAGGGUCUACUUUGAAAUAAAACAAUGUCACAUCGAUCAAUGGGAGAAACCCCAGAUUAAGGAAUCCAAAAGGGCAUUUUUACAUAGUAUGGUCAACGAAGCCGGUGACAAAGGCAAAUUGGAGUCAUUCGUAAAUUUCUGUGAAGAUACCAUUUUUGAAAUGAAACACGCCACGAACAUUAGCACUGAAGAAGAAUUGCCACCCGAAAAGCGGAAAGAGACUAUAGAAUCCACGGAAUCUAUCAAGAAAUAUAACUUAUCUACAAUACAUCCAAAAACUCUCAUUAAACAUAGUUUUUACUUUAUCAAAAACGCGUGCGAUUUUUCUAAUUUCCGCUCGAAAUUCUCGAGUUUCAAGAAAAGGUUUGGUAAAAUGCAAGAGCUGAGCGCCUACCAAAAGUGUCUCAUAAUACUUUCGUUCAUAUGGAAUUGUUUUAAAACCACAGUUGGAUUCAUUUAUUUAAUCGGAAAGGUCUUCUUUACCUGGGUGAGUAUAAUGAUGAAAGGUUACGAUUACAUAGUCGAAGACAAAAACAAGGAAGAUACCAAUACCUUAAAAUUUCUCAUGUCAAACGCCCUGAAAAAACCUAUGAAAAUAGCCAAACAUAAGGCUAAAUGGGAUUUCAUCGAAGAUAUGGAAACCCCUAUCCCUUCGUCCGUAUUUGGAAUUGAACUGACAAAUAGGAUGCAAGAAAGAGUUUCUUUGCCCUCAAUAGACGAGAUAGAUGAAUUAGAUCAAUUAUAUCUAUCCGAACAUUUGCCCAAAUCGUUUUCUUUCGUCAAAAAAAUUAGCACUGUGAAUACCUUGGAAGAAGACACUCAGGCAAGAAAGUCCAUGAAUUCCCAAAGAAAAUCUAAAGAGAUGAUAAUUGCCAAAAAUUUGCGACAGGCCAAAAAGGUAUUGACAAAACCCUCAGGACCCAAACGGGCUCCCAUGAUAGAUAACAAGAAAUUAUUCGGGUUUGUGGCUAGGAAUUAUUACAAUAUCAAAUAUAUUGCUCUAGCCCUAGCUUUCGCUAUCAAUUUUCUCCUACUUUUUUUCAAAGUUGACCAAGUACCUUUAGAAGAAAAAUCAUCCAAAAUUGACGCAUCAAAUUUAAAUCUAUCUGAGGCGAAUUCCAGCGAUUCUAAUGUCAAAGAAUAUAUAAGGUUGGACGAGAACGCCAUAUUUUUGAGUCCACUCAUUCAAAUUCUUUGCGUCACUCAUAUAUUUGUAUCCUUAGCUAUGUUGAUAGGUUACUAUUAUCUCAAAGUACCCCUUUCGAUAUUCAAGAGGGAGAAAGAAAUUUGCAGACAAUUAGAAUUCGAAGCUAUGUGGAUCGAUAAGCAGCCGGGUGACGAGGAUUUUAAAGAUCACUGGGACAAAUUGGUUAUCAACACUAACACCUUCCCAAGAUACUAUUGGGAUAAAUUAGUGAAGAAAAAGGUCUUAGUUAAAUAUUCCGAGACCCAUGAUGUCAACGAGUUAAGGGAAUUACUCGGUCUUCAACAAGAAUCUCAGUUUUUCGACACCAAUGAAGUUCAGAAGAUUAAAACACCCAAAAAUGUGGAUUGGAAAUACGAAAUAUGGCACCUGGGGAUCACUCUGACUGACAAUUCUUUCCUCUACAUCAUGAUUUACUUCAUAUUUUCCGUCAUGGGGAAUUUCAAUCAUUUCUUCUUCGCUGCCCAUUUACUUGACAUAGCCAUAGGCUUCAAGACUCUCAGGACAAUUUUGCAAUCUGUUACGCAUAAUGGAAAACAGUUAUUGUUGACAGUUAUGAUGACAUCAAUCGUAGUUUACAUUUAUACCGUGAUCGCGUUCAAUUUUUUCCGGAAAUUUUACAUUCAGGAGGAAGACGGAAUUCAAGAUUCCAAAUGCCAUAAUAUGCUAUCGUGUUUCGUAUUCCAUCUAUAUAAAGGGGUUCGAUCCGGUGGUGGAAUAGGCGAUGAAAUUUCUGCACCCGAUGGAGACCCAUACGAAGCCUACCGGAUAAUCUUCGAUAUCACGUUCUUUUUCUUCGUUAUUAUUAUUCUCCUUGCCAUUAUGCAAGGUCUAAUCAUCGACGCGUUCGGCGAAUUGAGAGACCAACUGGAACAAGUCAAAGAUGACAUGGAAUCCAAUUGCUUCAUAUGCGGAAUCGGGAAAGAUUAUUUCGAAAAAAUUCCUCACGGCUUCGAGAUUCACACUAAAAAAGAACACGAUCUAGCCAAUUACAUGUUCUUCUUCAUGCAUUUGAUUAACAAACCAGAAACGGAAUUCACUGGACAAGAAACUUAUGUAUGGAGAUUGUAUCAACAAAGAUGCUGGGAUUUUUUCCCAGUCGGUGAUUGUUUCCGAAAACAAUACGAAGAACAUAUUGACGCAAACUAAUAUUGUAUUAUUAGGGCAUAGAAUUACAAUUUAUAUGUUCCAUUCAAUACAUCUUCCAGAUACUAAUGUUAAAGAUCAAUUCUAUUCUAGCAAAAAAAACAUCUCUUAUUUAUUUUAUAAGUGUAUUACGUUUAUUUGAUUUUUUUUUCCUUGGGGAUGUUAUAAAUUACAAUUUAU